Molecule: messenger RNA, 9929 nt
Organism: Sarcophilus harrisii (Tasmanian devil)
Lineage: Eukaryota; Metazoa; Chordata; Mammalia; Dasyuromorphia; Dasyuridae
Gene: DENND4A
Product: DENN domain containing 4A
Exons: 35
Coding region: 351-6140 (1929 amino acids)
Biological process (GO): regulation of Rab protein signal transduction
Cellular component (GO): cytoplasmic vesicle; ESCRT I complex
Molecular function (GO): protein binding
Source: RefSeq, a predicted model, not a curated record
GGCCACGGGCUGGCGGGUUGGGGUUCCGCGGAGGGCGGAGCACUGUGCUCGGGAUGAUCUAAGCUAUCCGGGAGCCGCCGCCGCCGCCGCCGCUUUGGCUUUGACUCCUCGUGCCCAGCUGCCGGGGAGGAGGGGACCCCGGCUGUGCUGCCUCGGUGACUGGCCCUGUAGCCGCCGAGCCCCAGCCCUUUUGUUUCAGAAUUGGGAAUUUGUACCAGGAACAGAUUUGACCCCUUGCUGUUCAGUAAGAAUUCUUCAAGGUCUGGAAGCUAUAGCAUUCUGAAGUGAGCAUCUGGUACUACUUCAGAGAAAAAGACUUAAGUGAUAUAUGUAUCCUUCUGUAAUGGAAGAUGAUUGAAAACAAAGGGCCUCGUGUGGCUGACUAUUUUGUUGUGGCAGGGUUGACUGAUAUUUCUAAGCCUCUUGAAGAGGAAAUUCACUUCAAUGAUGCAUGCCAUAAAAUAGCUAAACCAAAAGAACCUAUCACAGAUGUGACAGUUAUUAUUAAGUCUCUUGGGGAAGAAGUACCAAAGGGUUAUACAUGUAUUGAUGUUACCCCAGCUGGAUUGUCAGCAGAUCUCAAUAAUGGAAGCCUUGUUGGGCCACAGAUCUACCUUUGUUAUAGAAGAGGAAGAGAUAAGCCUCCACUCACUGAUUUGGGGGUCUUAUAUGACUGGAAAGAAAGAAUAAAACAAGGCUGUGAAAUUAUUCAGACUACUCCAUAUGGUCGCCCUGCAACUAUUAGUGGCAGUACCUCAUCACAAAGAAUUUAUGUCACUUACAGGAGGGCCUCUGAGAGCAUGACGCAAAAUACACUAGCUGUCACAGAUAUCUGUAUUAUCAUACCCAGUAAAGGAGAAAGUCCACCACAUACAUUUUGCAAAGUUGACAAGAAUCUCAAUAAUAGUAUGUGGGGAUCAGCAGUAUACUUAUGUUAUAAGAAGUCUGUGGCAAAGACUAAUACUAUAUCCUAUAAAGCUGGUUUAAUAUGCAGAUAUCCUGAAGAAGACUAUGAGUCAUUCCCAUUACCAGAAUCAGUUCCCCUCUUUUGUUUACCAAUGGGAGCAUCUAUUGAAUGUUGGCCAUCAAAUAGCAAAUACCCUCUUCCUGUUUUUUCUACAUUUGUAUUAACUGGAGCUUCUGCUGAAAAGGUCUAUGGUGCUGCUAUUCAGUUUUAUGAAUCAUACCCUGAAGAGAAUCUCACAGAAAAACAAAGAUUUCAUUUGGGAUUAACAUCUUCUACAGAGGAGAAAUCUGAUAGCUCUAAAACAGUUCACACUAAUAAAUGCAUAUGUCUUCUUUCUCACUGGCCUUUCUUUGAUGCCUUCAAGAAGUUUCUGACUUUUCUAUAUCGGUACUCCAUCUCUGGACCUCAUGUCCUUCCAAUUGAGAAACAUAUUUCACAUUUUAUGCACAAAGUUCCUUUUCCAUCUCCUCAGAGGCCACGGAUUUUAGUUCAGUUAUCACCACAUGAUAAUCUUAUUCUUAGUCAACCUGUAUCAUCACCUCUUCCUUUGAGUGGUGGCAGGUUUUCAACACUGCUACAAAACCUGGGUCCUGAAAAUGCUAUAACACUACUUGUGUUUGCAGUAACAGAACAUAAAAUUCUCAUCCAUUCCCUGCGGCCUUCUGUCCUGACUAGUGUGACAGAAGCCUUAGUUUCUAUGAUAUUUCCUUUCCACUGGCCAUGCCCAUAUGUUCCUCUUUGCCCAUUGGCUUUAGCGGAUGUUUUGAGUGCACCAUGUCCAUUCAUAGUAGGAAUUGAUUCAAGAUACUUUGAUCUCUACGAUCCACCGCCAGAUGUUAGUUGUGUUGACUUAGAUACCAACACCAUUUCUCAAACUGGAGACAAGAAGAAUGUAGCCUGGAAGAUACUUCCAAAGAAACCAUGCAAAAAUCUGAUGAACACAUUGAACAAUUUGCAUCAACAGCUGGCAAAAUUACAACAAAGACCCAGAGAAGAUGAAUUAAUGGAUCUAGCAAUGAAUGAUUAUGACUUUAACUCAGGAAAGAGAUUGCAUUUGAUAGAUAUGGAAAUCCAGGAGGCAUUUUUAGGCUUCAUGGCCUCCAUAUUAAAAGGUUACAGGUCAUACUUAAAGCCUAUAACACAAGCCCCAUCUGAGACAGCCACAGAUGCAAGUUCCCUUUUUGAGCUACAAGGGUUCUUAAAAAGCCGGGACCGUUCCCAUCAAAAAUUCUACAACAUGAUGACCAAAACACAGAUGUUUAUUCGUUUCAUUGAAGAAUGUUCCUUUGUCAGUGACAAAGAUGCAAGCCUUGCGUUUUUUGAUGAUUGUGUAGACAAAGUAGAUAUGGACAAAAAUGGUGAAAUGCGACUUAUAGAACUGGAUGAAUCCUUCAAAAGUGAACAUACUGUUUUUGUAACCCCACCUGAGAUCCCACAUCUACCCACUGGUGAAGAACACCCUUUACAAUACAGUUAUAAUGGAUUUCCUGUCCUGAAGAUAGAUUUAUUUGAAAGGCCAGAGGGAUUUCUACAAACACAAAAUAAUAAACUGGCCUCAAAAAACAGUAGUCCUAAUAGCCCUUCAACAAUGUUCAGAAGAACUAAACAGGAAAUCAAGUCAGCCCAUAAAAUAGCAAAGAGGUAUUCCUCCAUCCCUCAGAUGUGGUCCAGAUGUCUGUUACGUCAUUGUUAUGGCCUAUGGUUUAUUUGCCUCCCAGCAUAUGUGAAAGUAUGCCAUUCAAAAGUCAGAGCUCUGAAAACAGCAUAUGACGUACUUCGAAAAAUGCAUUCUAAAAAGAUUGAUCCUCCUGAUGAGGUCUGCUAUCGGGUUCUUAUGCAGCUGUGUGGCCAGUAUGGUCAGCCUGUUCUUGCAGUACGAGUACUUUUUGAAAUGAAAAAAGCUGGUGUUCACCCCAAUGCCAUUACUUAUGGUUAUUAUAAUAAGGCUGUUUUAGAAAGUACCUGGCCUUCAAGCAGUCGAAGUGGUUACUUUCUGUGGACUAAAAUAAGAAAUGUUGUUUUAGGAAUAGCACAAUUCAAAAAAGUUUUGAGAAAAAAUGCUCAUCUAUCACAUGCUCCUCUCUCAGCAGAUGGCAGUGACCUGGAUGCUGUUAGUCAUGGCAGCAUGGAUAGUUGUAAUGACACAAACACUGUGGAGCAGGCACCCUUCAACACUGAGUUAAUCAAAGUAGAUUCUACUGAUGAUAGAUCUAGUACAGGGGGUCAGUCAGAUCUUGGAUAUAAUUCAUUAUCUAAAGAUGAAGUUAGAAGAGGUGACACAUCUACCCAAAACUUAGAGGAAGAAAAAGAGGACAAGAAAGAGAGUGAUUGUAGUUCUUUGUCUGAGAAUGAGAGUGCAAAAGGAAGUGCUGAUUGCCUUCCUAAGCUCAAUUAUCAAAAUACAGACGAUAUAAAUCCUACAUCUAGUAUAGUUCGCCUCAGUGGUAUGAUUAGCCAUGCAGAUGAAAUAUCAGGUGGAAGCACAGAAGACACAUCUGAACUGCUAUUGAUAUCUUCUUUUGAAGAGACAAAUGAAACAGGAAAUAUUGAAAGAAGUUUUAGAAAAAGGCACAAAAAUGAGACAGAACCUACUUUGCAUGAACAGAUGUCUUGGGAAAACAGAAAUCAUAAUCUUAGUGGAGGUGUAUUAAUGGGACUCAUGAUCAAUAGGAUUAGCCAAGAAGAAAGCCCUGGAGAAAUGGUUGAAAAAUUAGGUGCCGAUGCAAAAAUUCUUUCAAAUGUUAUGCAGAAAAACCCAAGGCCAAAUACCCUGGAUAUUGGAAAUCCAUCUUUAAGAUCAAAAAGAGACAGUCUAGAAAAGGAAUCUAGUGAUGAUGACACACCUUUUGAGGGUACUAGCUGUUUGACAGAUAAAAUUGAUUCCCCUGUGAUUUUUGACUUAGAAGAUUUAGACAAUGAAGUGGAUACAUCAAAAACAAGGACCACCUCUACACAAAACCCUAAGAGGAUUGAACGAAUGAACAGCAGCUUUUCAAUAAAACCUAUUGAGAAAACUGAUGUUGCUGCUGGGUUUGAUCCACUAUCACUUUUAGCUGCUGAAACUGAGCAACAGCAGAAAGAGGUGGAAGAAGAUGAAGAAAAUGAUGAAAAAAGUAUUUCCACACCAUCAGCAAGAAGAGAUUUAGCAGAGGAAAUUGUGAUGUACAUGAAUAAUAUGAGCAGUCCUUUGACCAGCCGUACACCAAGCAUUGAUUUACAACGGGCUUGUGAGGACAAAUCCACAAAUAAGAAAAGCCCAACAGUAACUAAGCCAUGCCGAAGGUCUAGCCUUCCUCCUAUUUCUCCCAGACCAAUGCGUCUUACCAAAUCUAAAAGUUACUAUAUAAAAAAUGAAGAUAAACCCAGGGAUAGACUUUGGUCUUCUCCAACUUUCUCACCAACCUGUCCACUUAGGGAACAGUCUCAGGAUAUGGCUGGUACCUUAACUCUUGUUCCAUCACCUUCAUUUAAUUUAGAUACAUUAAUAACACCUAAAUUAGAUGUUCUAAAGAGUAGUGUAUUCUCUGCUGGGAAAGGUGUUGCAGAGAAGGCAAGCAAAUGGUAUACAAGAUUCACUAUGUAUACUACACCCUCCAAGGAUCAGAAUUCAGAUCGAACCAGUCUUUCUUCAGUUGGAGCCCUAGAUUCUGAAUCUACCUCUUUAACAGAUGAAGAAGCUUGCAGUGAAUUUGAAGGAAUGCCUUCCCCUCAAGAGAAUAAUGUCACAUCAGAGACAAAGGGAAUUGGACUUAGUCGAUCAAGUCUAGAAAGUACUGCCUCUUGUGAGGGUCCCUUGUCAAAGUUCGUUUUACCUGGAAAAUCAGAAUUGGCAUCUUCUUGCAGCACAAGUAGUACAAAUAUCUUCCAGAACUAUGCUAUGGAGGUUCUCAUAUCAAGCUGUUCAAGAUGUCGAACUUGUGACUGCCUUGUACACGAUGAAGAAAUCAUGGCUGGUUGGACAGCAGAUGAUUCAAAUCUCAAUACCACAUGCCCUUUUUGUGGAAAUCUUUUCUUACCCUUUCUAAAUAUUGAAAUAAGAGAUUUGCGACGACCUGGCAGGUAUUUUUUAAAGUCUAGCCCUUCUACUGAGAACAUGCAUUUUCCAUCAUCAUAUUCAAAUAAAACAAGGAAGUCCUACAUUUCUUCAUCAGCCUCAGGCGUUGCUAUUUCUGCUCAAGAGAAUUUUAAUGCAAAUAGCAAAUCUAAAGAGCAAGAAAAUUCAUGUGCCCGAAGUAUUCAAAUCCCUGAAGGAAGGAGACAAAAUAUGAGUACAUCAAAAUGUCCAAUAUUUCCCGUGGCCAGGAGCAUUAGUACUUAUGGCCCCUUAGACAAGGAAGAAACAAGAGGCCAGAAGAUUGGCCACAUUGUGUCUACAGGUAGUCUGCCAGCAACUUUGCAAGGAACAACGGAUUCACUGGGAUUAGAGUGGGACCUUCCAAGUCCAGACCCUAUUACUGUCCCAUAUCUCAGUCCAUUAGUGGUAUGGAAAGAACUUGAAAGUUUGUUGGAAAAUGAAGGUGAUAAUGCAAUAACCGUGGCAGACUUUGUGGACCAUCACCCGAUUGUAUUUUGGAAUCUAGUGUGGUAUUUUAGGCGGCUGGACUUACCUAGUAAUUUGCCUGGAUUGAUUUUGACUUCUGAACAUUGUAAUAAGUAUUCUAAGAUUCCCCGUCACUAUAUGUCAGAAGACAGUAAAUAUGUUUUAAUUCAGAUGUUAUGGGACAACAUGAAAUUACACCAGGAUCCAGGACAACCCUUAUACAUCCUCUGGAAUGCACAGAGUCAAAAUCGUACUCUUUUGUUUGAGACCCAAAAGUAUCCAGUGGUCCAUUUAUUACAAAAAGGUGAUAAUUCCUUUAAUCAAGAACUGUUGAAAAGCAUGGUUAAAAGUAUUAAGAUGAAUGAUGUUUAUGGACCAAUGAGUCAGAUUUUGGAGAUACUGAACAAAUGGCCUCAUCUUAAACGACAGAGGAGUUUAUACAGGGAAAUACUAUUUCUCUCACUUGUGGCAUUAGGAAGAGACAACAUUGACAUAGAUGCAUUUGACAGAGAAUAUAAGAUGGCAUAUGAUCGUCUUACACCUAAUCAAGUCAAGAGUACCUACAACUGCGAUAGACCACCAAGCACAGGAGUGAUGGAAUGUCGAAAAAUUUUUGGAGAACCUUACCUUUAAAAUAAAUUUAUGUGUACAUAUUUACAUAAAUAUGUGUGUAUUGCAUAUAUACACACACUAUAUGUUUUGUACAGUCUAUGUAAAAAUUACCACUUCAGUCUCUAAGAAAAUUUCUAUCUUUGUUUUUUUUUUUUGAAAAUGUAUUUGCAGCAGAGUUAGAAAGCCCUGAUAAACUACAAAUCUUUUAGUAAAAGACUAGUAACAAGUGGGCUACACACUGCUUUGCUUCCUGGUCCUUUUAUUGUUCCCCUCUAUAAAGAAUUUCAUGGUGGGGAAAAACUGUAAUUAAAAGUACUUGUCUUAAAAGAAGACAGUCUUUUGGAAAACAGUGAUUAAAAUCAUGUAUGAAUACUAAUAAGUAACAUAAAAUUAAAGGAUCUGCUGUUUACAUAGAUUAUUCAGAUGUUGUAAAGAACACAAAGUUGUAUAAUACAUGUUUUAAAUUGUUUAUAGUAAGUUCAUAUUUUUUUAAUUUUUUAAAAUUAAUAUAGAAAACUUAAAAUGAACUUAAACUUUAAAUGAGCAAUUUAGUGCUCUUCCUUCUAAGUCUGCUGCUAUUUGGAACAAACAGUCCAACCUAUUUUCAAUUUGAAAAGAGGGGUGUAAGAAAGAAGGGAGGACACACAAAUGGUCAAAAAAAAUGCCAACAGUGGCCCUAACAUUGUCCUGGGUUCAGUUUGCAUUUGCACAUCAGGAAGCCAUAAGUUUAAAAGUGUAUACAUAUAUAUAAAAUAUAUAAAUUGUAGAGUGAUAUACCCCACACACUGCCAAGAUUGGCACACUGACAAUCUUGAGAGUAGUAGAAGUCCCAAAUAUAAUUCUCCAGUACUUUCUAAACUCAGGCUCAAUAUACAGUGAAGAAUCCAGCACUUUUUUGUUGUUAUUGCUAAUGGCACUUAUAUAGAGUACAUUGGGUUGGGGGGAGGACUUGCAAAAUAAAACAUAAAUUUUAUAAAUAUACAUAAUGGUGUACAUUCCAAGUGACACUACUACAAAAUUUUAUCCUGAUUUUAAGGUGGAAGUAACAAUUAUGGCAGAUAUAUUCCAGAUUUAUCAUGCAACACAAUCCGCUGUGCUACAUGAUAAUUAUAAGGAUCGCAAUCAGGACAUUACAUUUAGAAUUAUAUUUAAAAUGUAUUUUUAUUUUACAUGGAGCAAAAUAUUCAUUUUCUAAGGGAUAUAUUAUAGAAUAGAUCUUCCAUAUUAAAUUAUGUAGCUUUUGAAAUAAGCCAUCAACAUCUACAAAUUAUGGAAACUAAACAAGCUGAAUGUUUGUUCAGAGAUAUUUAAAAUGAGUUUUUUUUUUGUUUUGUUUUAAACACUUAGUUGUGCUUCUCUAUUCAGUGUUCUUCAGGUUAUUUCUUUCAAGGAGAAACAGUAUCCCUUGUUGCCAUUAGUUCAUUGAUUUUCAUUGUUUGGAUUUGUGUCUAUGUGUUGUCAUUAACAAAAGAAAAUUGCCUACAUAAUGUGAUGAGAUGGACCAAGGAAAUGAUCCAAAGUUUGUGUGUAUGUAUGUGUGUGUGUGUGUGUGUGUGUGUGUGUGUGUGUGUGUUUGUGUGUGUGUAGCAAUUUGUAGACCAGGACAAGAUAAUACCUUCACUGGAAUAUAACUAAAAGUCCCAUCAUUCCUUUCCAAAAUCAUUUCAUCUACAAAUAGAUCUCAUUGUAAACUUGAGCCACUAGUGAAUGAUAACAACUUGAAGAAUUUUAGUUUUCCUUUUAGGGAAAUAAUCAGCAAGAAAUAUAUGUAAUGCUCCUUACUCAGGCUUAUAUGACGCUCUCUUUUUUCACCAUCACAAUUUCUAUUCCCAACUAAGUAUAAACUUCUCAUACUCUGUAUUCUAUUCUUUAAUUCACUAAUAAAUUUGAAAAUGUUUAUCAGUAAGCUUAGGAGACAUUAUGUUGAAUAGCUAUGAGAUUGAGCAUCAGUAAUUAAUUUACCCCAAGUUACUUUUGUAAUAAGGUUCUUAAGUAUUGUUUUUAUUUUCCCUGUAAAAGCCUCUCUCGUGGCUAUUUACUUUUUUUCUUAACUACUCAUAUAUUUUACAUUCUUAUAUAAAUCUAAAUGUCCUAAUCUUACAAUCCAGGCUUACUUGGAAAGUGGUUGUUUAUUUUGUCUGGAUUCUGUUCCUAGUAUUUGGAUCAGUUUUUUUUUAAUUAAUUCUAUAUAAGUAUUUUUCUAGAUUUUAUUUUUUGCAUAUAGUGAUGGGAAAUUAAGUCAGAAGAACUGUGAGGAAAACUCCCUUUUUGCCACAGGUACUGUGCUUGCUUUAUAUGAUAGAAUAAACAAAAAUGGAUAGUUGAAGUUCCUAUCCCAUUUGGCACAUCUCAUUUUAGAAUGCUUGGUUUUGUUUAGACUUGGAAAUUGUUGACAUUAAAUAACAACCAUACUACUUGCUCAUGUAAGGUAUAUGUUACUUCCACUGUUUUAAAAAUUACCUAUCCAUUACUAUUUGUUAGUUUUUAUAAUAUGUUAUAUUUCAAUUAUCUUCCUUUUCUUUCUCACCUACAGAAUUGAGUAGAUAUGUUUAUUUUUCUGAUUCACUUUAGCUGUGGCCUAAAAAAAUGAUCCCUGAAAAUAUCAGUAUCCUGUAUCAAGUAGCUAAUAAUGCUUCUUUCCAAAGUAUUUUGAUAAUCACUAUGAAAUCUGAGAAUAAUAAGAAAGUGCUUUAUUCUUCCUCUUAACAAAGACUACCUUGUAUUUUUGUCAUAUAGUCCUGUGAUCCCAUUUAAGAAAGUACCUAUUUGUUUUUGCACCAGACCACACUGCAUGAAGCUUCAUUUUUAUUUUUAUGUGAAUAUAUUCUUGGGUGCUUCCAUCCAGUUCAUUUAUCUCAGGCCAAGAAGGGAAAGUCUUCUUUGGAGUGGUUCAAUGAUAUUUGUGCUGAAAGUCAAGGUAGAUUUUGCCCGCAUGUAGCCUUCUUCAUUUCCUAAACUUCUAUUUUCUUAUUUAGCAGCUGCCCUUCAAUAAUAAUCUUAGUAUCCUCAGAAUAUUAUGUCCUCUGAUUAUUCUGUAAUACCCACUUCUGCCCACAAAGCAAAUAUGUCCCUGGGUUAAUCCUAUUGGAAGUGUUAAAUAGAAAUUUUAUGAAGGCCACAUCAAUAAAUAUUUCCAAAUAUCUGCUUGAUGAUAAAAAUGCUAUCAUAUGCUUUUCAACACUUGUAACAAAAAAAAAAAACCCUAUAAAGCAAGUAUAUUUUUAGUUUGAAGUACAUUUUUUCCUAUGUACCUGAAAUAUCUUGAACAGUCUAAAUUAGAGUUUAGGUUUUCAAUACAUUGCAAGUCAGAACAGUGAUACCAAGAAAAUGCAACCAUAGGUAGGAUGAACAUAAGUAAGCAAAAAUAAUCCCAGAACUCAUCAUCAUCUAAGUAAUUUCAAAAUGCAAUAAUCAUAAAUCUCUUAAGUUGGAUGAUUCCUUAAAAUUCUCAAUAUAAUAUCGAUACUGGCCAAGAAGUUAUCCCUGAGAAAUAAAUGAAUUGCUUUUGCAUAUCAAAUCUUUACCAUAUGGUACAUGUUGAUUUAGAUUAACAUUUCUAGUUAUUAUCUUUGGGAUUUUUAAAUGGUACUUUGUUACCUCCAAAACUGCACUUUUUUAAUGAGUGGUUGUAGAUUUGUAAAUAUGUAACACUGAAAUUUUAUUUACCAAAAAGAAUAUCAGGAAGUUCAUUGUUUUGUUUUAUAAUUCAUUUAAAAUAUAUCUGAUCAAUGUUCAUGAUAAACAUUUUUCUCUUGUCUCUGGAAAAAUGGAAAUUCUGUUCAGUUUUACAAUGUAAAAUAAAAAGAUUUA